Nymphaea colorata (pocket water lily) is the source of this 2622-nucleotide messenger RNA. RefSeq names its product mitogen-activated protein kinase kinase kinase 3-like. Gene Ontology annotation, molecular function: ATP binding; protein kinase activity. Gene Ontology annotation, biological process: protein phosphorylation. The record is from RefSeq and is a predicted model, not a curated record. Lineage: Eukaryota; Viridiplantae; Streptophyta; Magnoliopsida; Nymphaeales; Nymphaeaceae. Bases 112 to 2301 code for a protein of 729 amino acids. The transcript is spliced from 11 exons.
CCUUCACUCUCCUCCGUCUGUUCCUCUCCCCUUGCUCUCUCUCUCUCUCUCUCUCUCUUUCCCUGAACGCUCAAUGGAACGAUUGGAAAGUCGCAGAUAGCUAGAGGAAUCAUGCCGGCAUGGUGGACGAGGUCUUCUUCACCGAAGGAGGCGAAGAAGAAGAAGAAGGACGCUGAUUCCUCCAGGGCCACUUGCAAGGCGGAAUCCAAAAGCUCUAACCCGCCCGGCGGCGCGCCGGCGGGGGUUUCCCUCUUCGGCGGCAUCAAUUCACCCCGGCCUGGAGAGCUAAGCUCGCCGUCGGGGACCGGUUCAGGCUUUACAUCAGAAUCGGAACAGCCGGCCAGUCGUACGCACAGGCUCCCUCCCCCGUCGGCGCUCUCUCCGGUGGAUCAGAUCUCCUUGAUCUCCUCGGUCUCGAGCGACAGCUCGUCGGGUUCGUGCUCGGAUCCAGGGUAUCUUUUUCCCAGAUAUGUAGAUGGGGUGGACGUUCCAAGGCAAGCAAGAAAUUCAUUUUCUAUAUAUGACCAUCAAAUCCAGCAACAGUUCACAGAGAGUAAGCAGCUUCUAUCAAGCAGCCCAGGAUCAGAGUUUGUAAGGCCUCCUAAUAAUGGCUUUACACAUUCCGUAUAUGGUUCACCACAGUUCAACAAGCUUGGCUUAUCUUCUUCUCCAAAGGUGGAAUCGGAUUUAUCUUUUGCAACUGCCCAUAAUAGUUCUUAUUCUCCACCAAGAGUUUCUACAGAUACCAAAAUCAGUUUGGCCCAUAGACGAAACAGUGCGAACCAUUCACUGGCACCUAGUCCAAGAGCCAGGAGUCCUGGCCCAGGCUUGCGGGUGAAUGGUGCUUGUACUCCUCCUUUGCCCUCACGUUCAGAAUCUCCACGAUCAAGACAAGAUGACAGCAGGUUUCAGUGUCAUCCAUUGCCGCUUCCUCCAAGUUUUCCUUGCUCUCCCACUUCUCCCCCACCAACUUGUUCCACUAGUACUUCUACAUCUUCAACGCCUCAUAGUUCCACAAGGACUGGAUUUUCGAAAAGUAGUUGCACAAACAGUGAGUUGUGCCUCAAGUCAAGGUGGAAGAAAGGAAAACUAUUGGGAAGAGGGACGUUUGGACAUGUUUAUGUUGGGUUCAAUAGUGAGAGCGGCCAAAUGUGUGCAAUAAAAGAAGUCAACGUCAUACCAGAUGACCCAAGUUCCAAGGAAUGUCUCAAGCAGCUGAACCAGGAGAUAUCAUUGCUUAGUCAACUCUCACAUCCAAAUAUCGUGCAGUAUUAUGGCAGUGAUAUGGAUGAUUCCACACUGUCAGUUUAUCUUGAGUAUGUUUCUGGAGGAUCCAUUCAUAAAUUGCUUCAAGAAUAUGGCCAAUUUAAAGAACCAGUUAUCCGGAAUUAUACCACACAAAUUCUUUCUGGGCUUUCUUACUUGCAUAAAAGAAAGACCGUGCACAGGGAUAUCAAGGGUGCAAAUAUCCUAGUUGAUCCUAAUGGUGUAAUCAAACUGGCAGACUUUGGCAUGGCAAAACAUAUCAAUUGUUGUUCUACUCCACUAUCCUUCAAAGGAAGCCCUUAUUGGAUGGCUCCUGAGGUUAUAAUGAACGGUAAUGGCUAUAAUUGGGCAGUGGACAUAUGGAGUCUUGGUUGUACGGUACUUGAGAUGGUCACAGCAAAACCUCCCUGGAUCCAAUAUGAAGGGGUUGCUGCAAUAUUUAAAAUUGGAAACAGCAAAGAGAUUCCACCAAUACCUGACUAUGUAUCUGAUGAGGGGAAGAAUUUUAUAAGUCUAUGCUUGCAACGUGAUCCUUCCUUACGUCCAACAGCAGCUCAGCUUCUCGGUCAUCCUUUUGUAAGAGACCAAGCUGCAACAAAAGCUCCAAUAAUCAGAUCAGUCACAGAUCCUGGGUCAACUUCUCCUUAUGGCUUCCAGUCACUGACCUCUCCUAAUCAGGCAACAACAAGGUCAACCUGUAGCACAAGGAAUUCUCCAAUCCGUGAUGGAGAUUACAGACCACACUGUUCAGUGGGAUGCCCAAUCACACUUUCCUCAAGUGAAGAGUUGUUGUCAAGAAGGAAUAUGUCUUUGCCCGUCUCUCCCUCAUCAAGCCCAUUGAGGCAGUUCAGACCCACCGUGGCUGGCGGCUUGCUCUCUCCACCGCAUGUGAGUUCUGCAACAAGCAGGAGUAGCAGUUACCAGACACAGAACUCCGUAACUCCCCGCGUGCAAGUGAACUCAAUCUACAUGGAUCCAGAGGUUUACAGGAUGAUGAUUGCACCAGAUGGCCCAACAGCCAGACCUUACAGAUAACUGAUGAUAAAAAGAUGUUUCAAGGUAAUCGGUGGACCACUGUGCCUGGUACCUCUUUUCUCAUGAAAGCAAUAUCUGCCAUCGAUUGUUUUCUACUUUUCGAGGAAGAAGAAAGAAAGCCAGCUUCUUUUAGAGAGUUGACAUUUCUCUCUGAUGUUUCAGCAGCACCCUCAUUUUCGAAACGGUUAAAAAAUGUAUCUAUUUCCUUCCAGAAGCCCCAACGCUUCUAAUAAGCAGGUGCUAACAUGUUCACACCGAGCUUGUAAAUAUUGUAUCAAGAGUAACGCUGUUAAUGCAGUCAAGGAAGAAGUAUAGAAGCUA